Colletotrichum orchidophilum is the source of this 1485-nucleotide messenger RNA. Its product is annotated as PH domain-containing protein. The record is from RefSeq and is a predicted model, not a curated record. Lineage: Eukaryota; Fungi; Ascomycota; Sordariomycetes; Glomerellales; Glomerellaceae. The coding region runs from base 1 to 1485 and encodes 494 amino acids. The transcript has 2 exons.
AUGGCCGACACCAAGGACCUCCCCCAGAGGUCGGGGACCAUUAUGACCAACAACUCUGUCCUUAGCGACGAUGCUGUCCCCGAUGUUGACCCUACCAGCACCGCUGGCCUUCUCGCAGAGCGACUCCAAGCUUGGAAGCACGCCGUGGGAUAUCUUGAGGACUACAUGGAGGUCGUCGAGAAGAUCCACAAAGCUCAGUCCAAGGAAUACGAGAAGGCUCUCAAGGCAAUUUCCCAUCCCUUGAAGGAGGGCCACCACUUCGACCAGAGUCUUGGUGGUAUUGCAGGCUACUUUGAAAACAUGCGCUCCAACACUCAGGCGAUUAUCAACACCAACCUUGAGACGGAGAAAAGCAUCAAGGGGUCCGUCCUCCCAGUCCUCGAACGCCUGCACAAGGAGAUCAAGCACAAGGGCAAGGAGCUGGCCCAUGGUGCCCAGAAGGGUGCCAAGGAGGUUGAAAAGGCCCGCAACACCACCCAGAAGCACAUUGAGCUUCUUGGUCAGCAGACUGCCUCCUUCGAGUCUGCCGGCGGGAAGAUGCACGGAACCGACGACCCUUAUGUUGUCCACCGAGGUGUCUUGCAUAGACUGCACAAGCAGGUCCUCGAGGAGAACAACAACCGCAACGACCUGAUUGCUGUUCAAAACAACUUUCAGGCUUUCGAGGCACACGUUAUCGAAGUUGUCCAGCAAGCCAUGGAGGCCUUUAUCCAGCUCACUGGCGGCCAGGCUGAGAAGACUCGCGCUCUCUACUCCGACAUGCUGGGUGCGAUCCAGAGAGUGCCGGCUGAUCUCGAGUGGAAAGGCUUUGUCAGCCGCAGCGGUGAUCGCCUGGUCAACCCCAAUGACCCUCCACGUUCCGUUGAGUCCAUCAACUUCCCCAACAUGGACCACACCGCCGUCAAGCCUCUCAUUGAGGGCUCUUUGGAGCGCAAGUCGCGUAACAAGCUUUCCUGGGGCUACUCUACCGGUUACUACGUUGUCACUCCAGCCAAGUUCUUGCACGAGUUCAAGGACUCUGACAAUGCUCGUGCUGAUCCCAAGCCAGAGCUUUCCAUCUACCUGCCAGACGCUGUCAUUGGUCUUCCCAACGGAAACAAGUUCAACGUAAAGGGCAAGGACAAGAGUAAAUCCAUCAGCUCCAAGCUCACUGGAUCGUCGGAGCUGGCUUUCCAGGCGCAUACGCCCGAUGAUGCGCAAAAGUGGUUUGAGAUUAUCAAAAACGUUGCGGGAGCUACCGGACCUGCGGAGCCUAAUUCCACACCCACCUCGCCCGUCGUUGCCCAGGACGAGAAAAUGCCGACCAUUGCUCCAGCCGCGACCACGCAUUCCGGACACUCGGUACAAGAGGCCGGUGUUACCGGUCACUCCCCGACCGCGAGCCCAGAGAUCCUGAGCCCGGUCGACGGCCCAUCCUCCAGCGCCGCUGCUGCACCUGUGGUUGCUCCAGCUGCAAAGGCGCCUGUUGACGAGAAGAAGGUCUAA